This is a messenger RNA of Morone saxatilis (striped sea-bass), 1268 nucleotides long. It is a transcript of the gene foxq1a, whose product is annotated as forkhead box Q1a. Gene Ontology annotation, molecular function: RNA polymerase II cis-regulatory region sequence-specific DNA binding; DNA-binding transcription factor activity, RNA polymerase II-specific. Gene Ontology annotation, biological process: anatomical structure morphogenesis; regulation of transcription by RNA polymerase II; cell differentiation. The transcript has a single exon. The coding region runs from base 146 to 979 and encodes 277 amino acids. Lineage: Eukaryota; Metazoa; Chordata; Actinopteri; Moronidae. The record is from RefSeq and is a predicted model, not a curated record.
UUCAGUACUCCGGCAGGUAUGGUAGCUCAAAUGGACUUCAUUGGAUUCAAGUCGUCCUGACGCACACAAGGUCCGGGCUUUACGCGGAGAGCUGUAUUGGUCUUACACAGCACUAUAAACGAGGAGAACUCAUCAAAAAACAACAAUGAAGCUGGAGGUAUUGUGUGGAAGCCACUAUGACAUGAGACACUUUGAGAUGUCCUGUGAUGCAGAGGGGAGUGUGCGCUCUCCUCUUUCUGCUGAGGAGGAGCUGGGGUCGGAUGGGGACUGCGUGGCGCACAGCCCUCCACCUGUUACUCCAUGCACCGGCACCAAAUCCAAGCCGUACACGCGGAGACCCAAACCUCCGUUCUCGUACAUCGCCCUCAUCGCCAUGGCCAUCCGGGACUCUCCCUCUGGGCGCCUGACUCUGGCGGAAAUAAACGACUAUCUGAUGAAGAAGUUUCCGUUCUUCAGAGGAAGCUACACCGGCUGGAGGAACUCGGUUCGACACAACUUGUCUCUGAACGACUGCUUUCUCAAAGUGCUCCGGGACCCAUCCAGACCUUGGGGGAAGGACAAUUAUUGGAUGCUCAACCCUCACAGCGAAUACACCUUUGCUGAUGGGGUGUUCCGGCGCAGAAGAAAGCGCAUUGAUAAAAAGUUCAGCAGGAAGCCAGAGGUGUCCGAGCUCUCGGAGGGGCCGCAGAGCGUUCAGCAGUCUGCAUCCGCCACCAAGACUGAUUCAUGUGUCAAGUUUACCAGUUCAUUUGCCAUAGACAACAUCCUUAGCAAGCCGUUCAAGAGGGACUCACACAAAGAACAUUUACCAGUCCGCCCUGCCUUCACCUGGCCCUGCUACACUGAACUACUCAUGCCCCAUUCAAAUACACCUGCCUCAUUUUCAUAUGUCAAGACAAUCUGGCACAGGGACUGUGCUGCGCAUGUGUCAACCGCCUAUGACGGUGGGCUGCUCUCACACUGGAGAUAUCAGCAGUAAAUUCGGAGUCUUUUUUUAUUUUUUUAUUUGAUGAUUAAAAAUCAUCACUGUGCACUGAUGAUGGACUGUGGUGGCGAGGUGUUACACGUUAUUACUUUUAUACAUCUGGUCAUUUCCCCCUUGAAGCAUCAUCAGAUUUGAUAUUUUAUACACAGUUCUUUGUUGUAAAUGUUGCUGAACUGACCAUUAACUCGUUGUUUGUUUAAGAAACGUGUUGAAAAUAUGCACUUUUGACUGUUUUGUGUCUCUUUCUUUAAAAAAUGUGCUCUUUACAACUAAAUAAAAAAAA